AUGUCCACUCGCUACCACCAAGCUGCUAGUGAUAGCUACCUGGAACUUCUGAAAGAGGCUACCAAGAGAGAUCUGAAUCUUUCCGAUGAAGAUGGCAUGACUCCCACACUCCUGGCAGCCUACCAUGGGAACUUGGAAGCCCUAGAAAUAAUCUGCAGCAGAGGAGGGGAUCCUGAUAGAUGUGACAUCUGGGGAAAUACUCCUUUACACUAUGCAGCCUCCAAUGGUCAUGCCUACUGUGUCUCAUUUCUGAUCAACUUUGGUGCCAACAUCUUUGCCCUGGACAACGAUUUACAGUCUCCACUGGAUGCUGCUGCCAGCAGAGAGCAGAAUGAAUGUGUUGGUCUCUUGGAUAAGGCUGCCACUGCCCAGAACAUCAUGAACCCCAAGAAGGUCACCAGGCUGAAGGAGCAGGCUCAGAAGAAUGCCAGGAGGCAGAUCAAAGAGUGUGAGAGGCUCCAGGAGAAGCACCAAAAUAAGAUGGCCCGCACCUACAACAAGGAGGAAUCUGGGACUCUUUCUUCUUCCAAGGGCACUUUCUCCAGGUCAUCCCUUUCAAAUGUUUCUGCUUCCAACACAUUUGGGUCACUGUCUAAGGGCAUUAAAGACACCUUUAAAAUAAAGUUCAAGAAGAACAAAGAUACAGCAGAGCCGUUAGGGAAGGAGAGAACAAGUGGGCAGAAGAAUGUGAUGGAAGUGUUCAGAGAGGAGGACGAAGACCCCUUCUCAGGGGACUUCAAAGACAAGCUCCAGUUCUCAGUAAAGGCGGACAGCUGUGUGCAACACGAAUCCAUUCUCAACCGUCCAGGUCUAGGAAAUGUUGUUUUUAGAAGGAACAGAAUAUUGAGCCCUGAAGACAUCUCAGACAGCAAGAGGGAGUUGGGGUUGAAAAUGCCCAGUGAAUUGCUUCAGAGACAAGGAGGACCUGAGGCUGAUGAAGAGGGAGCGGAAAACCACCGUGAAGAUGAUCUGCCUUGGGAUGAGGAUGAAGUGGAGUGGGAGGAAGAUGUGGUUGAUGCUACUCCCCUGGAAGUGUUCUUGCUGUCCCACUACCUGGAAGAAUUCCUUCCUGUUUUCAUGAGAGAGCAGAUUGAUCUGGAAGCUCUGCUGCUUUGCUCUGAUGAGGACCUUCAGAGCAUACAGAUGCAGCUGGGUCCCAGGAAGAAAGUCCUUAGUGCCAUAAACAGAAGGAAGCAGGUGCUACAACAGCCUGGGCAGUUGGUCGACACCAGCCUCUGAUGGAGUGUUGGGUCAACUGGGUGAGUCUGCAGCAGUGGGGUGAUGCUGUGGCCCGCUGGAAACAUUUCAGGCAUUACCCACUCUCUACCCAGUACCAGACUACUGGGUUUCUAG
Lipotes vexillifer (Yangtze River dolphin) is the source of this 1353-nucleotide messenger RNA. RefSeq names its product ankyrin repeat and sterile alpha motif domain containing 4B (gene ANKS4B). The record is from RefSeq and is a predicted model, not a curated record. The transcript has 2 exons. NCBI's taxonomy places the organism in Eukaryota, Metazoa, Chordata, Mammalia, Artiodactyla, Lipotidae. Gene Ontology annotation, biological process: brush border assembly. Gene Ontology annotation, molecular function: protein binding.